Messenger RNA from Serpula lacrymans var. lacrymans S7.9, 761 nucleotides. Its product is annotated as nucleoside diphosphate kinase. The record is from RefSeq and is a predicted model, not a curated record. The coding region runs from base 108 to 566 and encodes 152 amino acids. The transcript has 5 exons. NCBI's taxonomy places the organism in Eukaryota, Fungi, Basidiomycota, Agaricomycetes, Boletales, Serpulaceae. Gene Ontology annotation, biological process: GTP biosynthetic process; CTP biosynthetic process; UTP biosynthetic process. Gene Ontology annotation, molecular function: nucleoside diphosphate kinase activity.
GCCGAGAUAAGAUAAAAAGGACGAAUAAAAUCUGUCUUCCGUUAAGUGACUUUUGAAUCUCUUUCAAGAUCUGAACCAUCUCUUUACCAUACUCACUACUGUACGAAAUGGCCAGUGUAAAAGAACGCACUUAUAUCAUGGUCAAGCCUGAUGGUGUCCAGCGAAACCUCGUUGGCGAAAUUAUCGGGAGGUUCGAAAAGCGUGGAUUCAAGCUCACUGCCUUGAAGCUCGUCCAUGCCUCCCCCGAGCAUCUCGAGAAGCACUACGCCGAUCUUGCUGGCAAGCCCUUCUUCCCAGGUCUGAUCAAGUACAUGGCGUCUGGACCUGUCGUUGCCAUGGUCUGGGAAGGCUUGGAUGCUGUCAAGACAGGCCGUGUGAUGCUUGGUGCGACUAACCCUCUGCAGUCCCCCGUCGGUUCCAUUCGUGGUGACUUUGCUUUGGCGGUUGGCCGCAACAUUUGCCACGGCUCAGAUUCCGUCGAGAAUGCUGAAAAGGAAAUCAAACUUUGGUUCCCUGAAGGCACCAUUCAGUACAGUCUCGCCCAGGAAUCCAUGAUAUACGAGUAGGUAUGCGGUCAGAUGCUGUGUAUUUUAGUCACCGGUUCUCCUUUCGAUACCAAAAGUUACAAAUUCAACGAUUACUAUUGGUAGCCAAAAUAUAUUUCCUAUCUCCUGUAUAGUGGAUAUUUGUAUUUGAGCCAAUUGUUUUCAUACCAACGGUGAUGAUGUUAUAGACUUAGAAUUUCCCCCGUGUUAUUCCCG